CUGCACACUUCUAGAGGACCUUCUCGUAGCGCACCACCACCAGGAGCAUCUUCUUGGAGCUCGCCACUGCGCACAGUCUACGCCUGUCUACACCUUCCACACCACGAGACAAGAGCAUAUAGUUACAAGGUAGAGCGCGUCUCAUCGUACCAUCACAUUCACAGCAGCACUUUCCAUCAAUGGGAAAGAAAAAGGGCGGCAAGAAGGCGGGCGGAGAAUUCUGGGACGAAGGUGGUGAAGUGCUUCCCACAAAUGGCAACGGCGGUGGCGAUGACGAUGACGUGCCCGUUGCAAAGGCCAAGAACGCCUUUGCCAACAUGCAGAUUGACGAGGGUGGCGAUGACACCAAUGCUGCGUCCGCGUCUACGCCCAAGGCUGAAGAAGAGGAAGAGGACUAUGGAGGCCUCAUGAGCGCCAUCAAGAAGAGCAACGCUAGCGGAAAGAAGGGCAAGAAGGCUAAGAAGCAGAAGGAGGAGAUUGACUGGGAUGCUAUCCAAGACGAGAUUGCCGAGGCACAUGGCGAAGAAAGGGACGGCGGUGACGCAGCUGCCAAGGCGCCUGUUGAAGCUUCCGCUGCAGAUGAAUUCCCAGAGGACGACAAGCAGUCAAAGCAGAAGAAUGGCGACAAGGCCACACCCACACCUGCAGCGGACGAUGACGAUGACGACGGCAAGGAUGAUGAUGGCACUCCCAGGAUACUGUCAAAGAAGGAAAAGGAGAAGCUAAAGAAGGAGAAGGAGAAGGCCAAGAAGAAGGCACAGGCUGCCGCCAAGAAGGCUCAAGCCGGAGGAGGCGAGGCCAAGGAAGAAGAAGCAUCGAAAGCAGACAAGGCUGAUGAGCCAGCAGCGCCGGCCCCUACGGAUACCGCUGCCGAUGGCGAGGACGAUGACGAGGAGGGAGAAGAAGGUGGAACUGCAGCAGACAAGAAGAAGAAAAAGAAAAAGAAGAAGGCUGCUGCUGCUACACCUGCUCCCGCCCCUACAGCUGCCGCCGGAGGCAAGAAGCCUAGCGCUGCACUAGCCGCUCUUCAAGCUCGAAUGGCUGCUCAGAAGAAGGCAGAAGAGGAAGCCCGCUUGGCCGAGGAAGAGGCCCGUAGAGCCGAAGAAGAGGCCGAGAGGAAGGAAAAGGAGGAGGCUGAAGCCAAGGAGGCUGAGAGGCAAAGGAGGAAGGAGAAGGAGAAGGCCAAGCGAGAACAGCUCCGCAAAGAGGGGAAGCUCUUGACCCCUAAGCAGAAGGCUGAGAAGGCCGCUGCCGAGGCUCGUAUGCAAGCCAUGAUCAAGAGUGGUCAGAUCAAGGUGGAAGGCCUCGAAGCGCGGAACCAAGACGGUGGUGCCGAGUCGAGCAAGAAGUCGAAGGUGAUAGACUCGCGCAAGAAGAAGAAGCAGCAGCCCUCUGGUCCCAAGAGCAUCAUCGAGCCAGCCAUCGCAAAGGGUGAUGAUGCCGUCGAGACUGCCGCUGAGGCAACACCCGAGGCCCCUGUGGCGGUGCAGCAGGAAGAGGCGCCGGCUGAAGCUGCUGUGGCAGAAUCCACCGAGGAUGUCAAGGAUAGCUGGGACGCUGGUUCAGAUGUUCAAGACGACUGGGACGCUGAAAGUCAGGGCGAGGAGGAGCAAGCAGAGCAAGCAGAAAAGGAGAAGCCUGCUCCUGCGGCUGCAAAGCCCAGCGCUGCAGCCACCACGAACGGCAGCGGCGCAGCUCAAUCAAAGGCAAAGGCCGCGGACGCCGAUGAAGAGGAGGAUUCGGAAGAAGACUCUGGCUCUGAUGACGACGAUGAUGACUCGUCUGAGGAGGACUCCUCCAGUGAAGAUGAGAUGACUGCAGUCGAGCGUCAAGCUGCUGCGAAAAGGGCACUUGCUGCUCAGCGACGCGAGGAAGCUCACAAGGCAGCCUUGGCAGCUCGGAACAAGGACGACUUGCGGUCACCCAUUUGUUGUAUCCUGGGUCACGUCGACACUGGUAAGACCAAGUUGUUGGACAAGAUUCGUCAGACUAAUGUGCAAGAAGGAGAAGCCGGAGGUAUCACCCAACAAAUUGGUGCCACCUACUUCCCCGUGGAGACACUCAAGCAGAAGAUUGCCCCCAUCGACCCCGAGGGUAAGCAACAGUUCAAGGCGCCCGGACUGCUGGUCAUCGACACCCCUGGACACGAGUCUUUUACCAACCUCCGAACCCGUGGUAGCUCGCUCUGCAACAUUGCUAUCUUGGUCGUCGAUAUCAUGCACGGUCUCGAGCCCCAGACUUUGGAGUCGAUUCGCUUGCUCAGAGACAAGAAGACACCCUUCAUCGUUGCCCUCAACAAGGUCGACCGACUGUACGGCUGGAAGGCCACGCCCGACGGAGGCUUCAGGGCUUCGCUCGCCAAGCAAGAUCGCGCAACGAGGAAUGAGUUUGAAGAUCGAGCACAAAAGACAAUGGUUGCUUUUGCAGAGCAGGGUCUGAACUCGUGCCUCUACUACGACAACAAGAACUUUGCCAAGAACGUCUCGCUUGUACCUACGUCAGCUCAUACCGGUGAGGGUAUCCCUGAUAUGCUCCAGUUGCUCGUCAGUCUUACUCAAGAGAGGAUGAGCGAAAGACUGAUGUAUCUUUCGGAGCUCGAGUGCACAGUCCUUGAGGUCAAGGUCAUCGAGGGUCUUGGUACUACCAUCGACGUUGUGCUAUCCAAUGGUACGAUGAAGGAGGGCGACAAGAUUGUUGUCUGUGGUCUCAAUGGGCCCAUUGUGACGCAGGUCCGAGCACUCCUGACACCGCAACCGAUGAAGGAGAUGCGUAUCAAGGGAGCCUACGUGCACCACAAGAUGGUCAAGGCUGCUUUGGGAGUCAAGAUCUCAGCGCCGGACCUCGAAAAGGCCAUUGCUGGAAGUCGACUGCUCGUCUGCGGUCCCGAUGACGAUGAGGAGGACUUGAAGGAGGAGGUCAUGUCUGAUCUGUCGAACUUGAUGGACUCUGUCGAGAAGUCUGGCAAGGGUGUUCAGGUGCAAGCAAGUACGCUGGGUUCUCUCGAGGCUCUUUUGGAGUUCCUGCGAGUGAGCAAGAUUCCCGUCAGUGGCAUCAACAUCGGUCCCGUCUACAAGAAGGACGUCAUGAGGGCUUCGACGAUUCUGGACAAGGCCAAGGAGCUGGCAUGUAUUCUCUGCUUCGAUGUGGCGGUGGACAAGGAGGCGGAGCGGUUAGCAGAGGAGAUGGGUGUGCGCCUCUUCAAGGCGGACAUCAUCUACCACCUCUUCGACGCCUUUACAGCCUACCACGCCGAGGUCAUGGAGCAAAAGAAGAAGGCAGCAGCACCAACGGCCGUCUGGCCCUGUCGACUGAAGAUCCUUGCCUGCUUUGCCAGGAGAGACCCCAUCAUUAUCGGUGCUGAGCUCAUGGACAAUGUUGACUUGCGAAUUGGCACACCUCUAUGCGCCAUCAAGAACAAGGAGGUAGUGUACAUCGGCAAGGUGACCUCACUCGAGGUGAAUCACAAGUCCAUGCAGGUCGUCUCAAAGAAGGAAGCCGGAGCAGGAGUGGCGGUCAAGAUUGAAUGUGCAGUGUAUGAGACGCCCAAGAUGUAUGGAAGGCACUUUGAUGACAAGGACGAGCUGUACUCGAUGAUCUCGAGGAGUUCCAUCGAUACACUCAAGGAACACUUUUGGCCACAGGUGUCGUUGGAGCAGAAGAAGCUUAUCAAGCAGCUCAAACCUAUGUUCAACAUCCCUUGAGCGAGCGAAGCGUGGGCGACAGGCUGG
Molecule: messenger RNA, 3728 nt
Organism: Microstroma glucosiphilum
Lineage: Eukaryota; Fungi; Basidiomycota; Exobasidiomycetes; Microstromatales; Microstromataceae
Exons: 2
Coding region: 180-3701 (1173 amino acids)
Molecular function (GO): translation initiation factor activity; GTPase activity; GTP binding
Source: RefSeq, a predicted model, not a curated record